UGUAAAACGCGGGCUAACUUGUGUCAAAUUACUAUCAAAGAUCACCGGAAAGAAAAUAAAUAUUUGCCUGAAUGUGGUCGAGUGACGGGUUUUGUGUUAGAAAAUUUUUCUUUUCGAGUGAUAUUAUCCUGAUUGCAAAGGUCAUGUGAUUACCCAGUGAGUGACAAAGGGGAAUUAAGCUCUGGGUCAAUUGUCAAAGAACAUUGCACUUGCAUAAUGCUCCUACUUCAAUUUAUAAUUCCCUGGAACAGUAGAUAAUGGCCUCUGCAGGUGAUAGCAAUGAUCCAACAGAUAUCAACGGUGUUUUGGAAAAUUUGGGAAGCUUAAUUGGUGAAUUGGAUGCAUGUGUCACAGAAACUGGUGGAAAGGCUGUUACCAGUGAAGUGGAAGACAAUCAAAAUUUUGAUGUACAUUUGGAGUCCUUGCUAGCUGACACAGAUGAGUUUGAUGAUGAUGAUGAUGAGUAUCAGUGUCUUAUUCCUCAUCAAAGAUCAUCUUCACACAGAACAACGACCAGUAUCAUCAAUCACACUCAUAACAAGAGCCCAAUGGAAAGAGCAGUCAGUUCAACUCGUACUUUCCCCCAACAAUCACUUAAUUCAAACUCUGGCUCUAUAAACAGGACACAGGAAAACCAGUACUCCACUCCACCAAAUAGGAGUAGUCAUAAGGGUGCUUCCAAAGAGGUUGCCCUUAGUGUAGAGUUGCAUGGAAGUUUCAAACGAGUCGAUGAAAGUUCAGUUACUGCUUCAGCUCAGAAGAAUGCCACACCCAAUCACAAUGCAGCUCCCCAUGUCAAAGCGCAGCCUAAUCAUUAUGUUGGGCCCAGUGAACUUGGUUUUAAUAGACACAAUCCUGCAAAGUCUGGUGCUACGACAAACGGAAUAAUGCCCUGCAGUCAGCAACUCACAAAACAAGAAAAACAUAAAAUGCAGCAUGUAACAGUGGUAGUUUUUGAUGAGGAUGGCAAUCCUGUUGGAUUGGAAGUUUCAUCCUCCAUGAAGGCUCGUGAAGCCUGUUACAGGUUAACAAUGUUAAACAAAGUUGAGGAUGAUCCUCAAUGGGUGCUGACAGAAUAUCUGACGGACCUAGGCAUUGAGCGAACCUUAGAGGAUCAUGAAAAUUUGAUGUCCAUAUUGAAAACAUGGGCACCAAGUUCAAACAACAAGUUGAUGUUUAGAAAAGACCCUAGAAAGUACCAUUUCUUCGCACACACAACUAAUUAUUUUCCAUCACAUUUGUUGGACUCUGAGAGUUCAGACAAAGCAGUCACAGAGAAAGCACAGAAGGCAAAGACAAUCUUACAACAGAAACUCUUCAGUACCUGUACCAGAGUUCCAGAAAUAGAGGGGAUUUUACAUUGCAAGGAUUUUGGAAAGAAGUCAUGGAGCAAGAAAUUCUUCUUCCUGAGAGGAUCAGGGCUUUAUUCUUCCAGUAAAGGAAAGUCAAAGGCCUCUAAAGAUUUGGAAUGCUAUGUUCAAUUUGAUGGAGCAAACUUGUACAACAUUAUAAAUCCUAAAAAGUUUCAUAAAGCGCCAGCAGAGUUCUGUUUUUGUAUUGUGCCGCACAGAGCCCGAGAGUUGAAGGAGCUGAAGUGUCUUUCCACUGAUGAUGAGAAAACAAUGAUGAGUUGGAUGAUGGCUGUCAGAAUAGCUAAGUUUGGACCUCAACUCCGCCAAAAUUACGACGACAUGAUACGAAAGUUUGCCAAGCUAACGAAGUACCGUGAACAGAGUUCGGAAAGUCAGGACGUUUCAAGCGAGAAGGAAGACGAAGGCAUGAAAGAAACCACAAGAGAGGGACGAGUUCCAAUGGAUUUUACCGGUGAAAGAGGAAAAGUCAUUACGGAUUUAAACGAAAUCCAACAACUGGCUAACAUAAGAAACAACGCAAAACUAAGUAAACGCAUGUCAUCUGAACAUUUCAUCCCAAACCACACCGUUACCUCCGGGCACCAUUUUGUCAAUGAACCAUGGUUUCACGGGAGAAUAACAAGAGAACACUCGCUUCACUUGCUUGUUGCUGCAGGAAUAGACGACGGGUUGUUCCUUGUGCGCGAAAGCAGCAGCGUUCCCGGCGUGUUUGUGUUAACGUUUUGCAUGAACAGAAAAGUCUACCACUGUCAGCUUGUUGAGGACAUCGGCCAGGGAAGCACAACGUUCUUUAGUCUUGGCAAGGGACCAGCAUUUGAGACCUUGCGUCAACUGAUUUACUUUUACCAACAGAAACCAAUCAAUGGCGUUACUCUGGCCCUGCGCACACCGUGCCCCAAAUCAGGAUAAUGGGACAAACUGCGACCUGUUAGUUGUCCUGUGGUAGAUCACGUGGUCUUUCAAAAACACGUUGGAAACACACUGUUCUCUCUUUGAACUGUGACGUGUCACUUUCGACUUCAAGAUUUCAGGAUUUGACAUGAAUAGCCAAAGCGAAACAAUGAAAUCAAUUCGAUUGAACAUAAUGAUUUUAAUUAGCACUGUUUACUGCUGCUAAGCAUGUAAAUUGUAAACUGAGUACCACAGUCAUCUACGUAAAGUAUGGGGAAUGUUUUCGCUUUUAAUCGAUUCAGUUUCUAAUCGUUUCGCACUCUUGUAGAUUAAAUAAUAACCAAGCACGACAAUUUCACAUCCCUUUUCGGUUUUCUUAUCUGUUACUACAUUGAUACCAUUUUGACUCCUUCCACUUGAUAGAGGAACAAACUUUUCUUCUUACGGUAGAAGUUACGCACGAAGAAAUAUAAAAAAUUCGUUGACAAAAGAUCUUUGAAAUGUAAAAAAUACGCAAUUUACAUCCUUUUAAAUGAAACAAAAUGACUGGAUAUGCAUGGAUGAUAUAUUUAGUGAAACCUUUUAAUUCAGAUGCACCUCGCGAAUAUGACCAUGGAUAUGAAUGGAUGAUAUAUAUAGUGAAACCUUUUAAUUCAGAUGCACCACGCGAAGAUGAAUGAAAGACUUGUAAAUAGUUUUAUCAAAGGUGAUGAUAUAAAGAAUUAAAAUGUUCUCAGUCCUAUUGAUA
Stylophora pistillata is the source of this 3012-nucleotide messenger RNA. RefSeq names its product growth factor receptor-bound protein 14. Gene Ontology annotation, biological process: signal transduction. NCBI's taxonomy places the organism in Eukaryota, Metazoa, Cnidaria, Anthozoa, Scleractinia, Pocilloporidae. The record is from RefSeq and is a predicted model, not a curated record.